This is a messenger RNA of Nomascus leucogenys (northern white-cheeked gibbon), 4048 nucleotides long. Its product is annotated as neuroblastoma breakpoint family member 3-like. The transcript is spliced from 14 exons. Bases 573 to 2378 code for a protein of 601 amino acids. The record is from RefSeq and is a predicted model, not a curated record. Lineage: Eukaryota; Metazoa; Chordata; Mammalia; Primates; Hylobatidae.
AAGCUCAGCCCAGCCAGUUACGAAGACGAGGAUGAAGAUGUUAAAGUUGAGGAGGCUGAGAUAGUAGAGGAAUUAUGUGCCCCCAGGUAACACUGAAUAAUCGGGAGCAAGUAAUGGGUGGUAACAUAUGAAAAAGGUCUAGGAGGCACGCCCUCUCUGGCAUCUACGAUGGGCCGAAAGCCUGCAUUCCCUUGGCCACAGUAUGUGAAAUUCAACCCAGCUUAGACACAGGGUGUGGCUGCUGUUGCGUUUCUCUGUGUGUGGCGGGUGUCAUGCCUGUACCGUACAGGGAUAGCUGAGCCUUCGUCCUCCUCGGCUCCUAUCUGUCCAGUGCGGUGAACACCAGUUGCUCUCUUCCUCUCUGGCUCCCAUGGCAGCCAUGCUCUGUUGCAGAGAGAAGAGGAUUGCCUGUUCCCUCUUAAAGGGAACCUCCUGUUUGCUUUCUGGGGCCACUCUCUUAAUGCCUCCUGUCAACACCAGCCAGGACUCCCUGGGGUCCAGUCCCUCUGUGUUUAAUCUUCUGUCAUCUCUUUCCCACCUGGCUCAUCAGGGAGGUGCGGAAGGCUGAAGAAAUGGAAGUCCCUGAGGACUCACUGGAGGAAUGUGCCGUCACUUGUUCCAAUAGCCACGGCCCUUGUGAGUCCAACCAGCCUCACGGGAACACCAAAAUCACAUUUGAGGAAGACCAAGUCGGCCCACCUCUAGUUGUAGGCAGUGCAUCCUCUGAUGAUGAAGGGCAGGAUGCUCCAAACCUUCUCCCAGAGUCGGAAGACGGCAAAGACCUCAUGAAGUCUCCGCUGCGGGAUGAGCGGCUGUUCACGGAAGAGGAGCUUUCGGAGCAGCUCAGGCAAUAUGAAGUCCUGGUUUUCUCUCGGGAACGGGAGCUGACCCAGUUAAGCGUGAAGUUACGGGAAGGGAGAGAUGCCGCCCGCUCGUUGAUUCGGCAUCUCCAGGCCCUUCUCACCCCGGAUGAGCCGGACGAGUCCCAGGGGUGGGACCUCCGAGAACAGCUGGCUGAGGGAUGUAGGCUGGCACAGCGCCUCGUCCGAAAGCUCAGCCCAGCCAGUUACGAAGACGAGGAUGAAGAUGUUAAAGUUGAGGAGGCUGAGAUAGUAGAGGAAUUAUGUGCCCCCAGGGAGGUGUGGAAGGCUGAAGAAAAGGAAGUCCCUGAGGACUCACUGGAGGAAUGUGCCGUCACUUGUUCCAAUAGCCACGGCCCUUGUGAGUCCAACCAGCCUCACGGGAACACCAAAAUCACAUUUGAGGAAGACCAAAUCUACUCAACUCUCAUUGACUCAUCCUCUCAUGAUGAAUGGUUGGAUGCUGUAGACAUUUUCCCAGAAAAUGAAAAUGAUCAUGAGGAAGAGGAAGAAAAAGGGCCAGUGUCUCCCAGAUCAUCUGGAAGGUUUUGUUGUCUAAUCUCUGUUGGUUGUAUCUUCUGUCAUCCCUGUCCUGCCUGGCUCAUCAGGAAUCUGCAGGAGUCUGAAGAGGAGGAAGCCCCCCAGGAAUCCUGGGAUGAAGGUGAUUCGACUCUCUCAAUUCCUCCUGGCAUAUCUGCCUCAUACCAGUCUGACAGGAGCACCUUUCACUCAGUAGAGGAACAGCAAGUCGGCUUGGCUCUUGACAUAGGCAGACAUUGGUGUGAUCAAGUGAAAAAGGAGGACCAAGAGGCCACAGGUCCCUGGCUCAGCAGGGAGCUGCUGGAUGAGAAUGAGUCUGAAGUCUUGCAGGACUCACUGGAUAGAUUUUAUUCAACUCCUUCUGGGUAUCUGGAGCUGCCUGACUUAUGCCAGCCCUACAGAAGUGCGUUUUACUCAUCGGAGGAGCAACACCUUGGCUUGGCUCUUGACGUGGACAGAAUUAAAAAAGACCAAGAAGAGGAAGAAGACCAAGGCCCACCAUGCCCCAGGCUCAGCAGAGAGCUGCUGGAGGUAGUAGAGCCUGAGGACUUGCAGGACUCACUGGAUAGAUGUUAUUCGACUCCUUCCAGUUAUCUAGAACAGCCUGAUUCAUGGCAGCCCUACGGAAGUUCCUUUUACUCAUUGGAGGAAGAACACAUUGGCUUUUCUCUUGACGUGGAUGAAAUUGAAAAGUACCAAGAAGGGGAAGAAGAUCAAAACCCACCAUGCCCCAGGCUCAGCGGGAUGCCGAUGGAAGCAGAAGAGCCUGAAGUCUUGCAGGACUCAGUGGAUAGAUUUUAUUCAACUCCUUCAACUUACUUUGAACUAGAUGCCUCAUUCCAGCACUACAGAAGUGAUUUUUACUCAUUUGAGGAAGAGCACGUCAGCUUGGCCCUUGACGUGGACAAUAGGUUUUUUACUUUGACAGCGAUGAGGCACCACCUGGUCUUCCAGAUGGGAGGCAUAUUCCCACACUAAGCAGCCCUUACUAAGCUGAGAGAUGUCAUUGCUGCAGGCAGGACCUGUAGGCACAUGUCGGUUUAAAUGAAACUGUAGUUCCCUUUGGAAGCCCAGACAAAAGUUUUUAGUUGUAUAGAUUAAAAUAAUUUUGGACAAAAAUUAAAACUCAAUAGGAUGGGAAAGUGGGCAUGGCUCUAUUCCUAUUCUCAGACCAUGCCAGUGGCCACCUGUGCUCAGUCUGAAGACAUUGGGCCCAAGUUAGGUGUGACACGUUCACAUGACUGUAGCACAUGCUGGGAGUGAUCUGCGAGACAUUCUAAUUUGAACCAGAUAUCUCUGGGUAGCUACAAAGUUCCUCAGGGAUUUCAUUUUGCAGGCAUGUCUCUGAGCUUCUAAAUCUGCUCAAGGUCAAUGUCAUCUUUGUGUUUAGCUCAUCCAAAAGUGUCACCCUGGUUUCAAUGAACCUUACCCCAUUCUUUGUAUCUUCAGUGUUGGUUUGUUUUAGCUGAUCCAUCUGUAACACAGGAGGGAUCCUUGGCUGAGGAUUAUAUUUCAGAGCCACUGACUGCUCUUGACAAUUGUUAACCCACUAGGCUCCUUUGAUUAGAGAAGCCAUAGUCCUUCAGCCUCCAAUUGAUAUCAAUACUUAGGAAGACCACAGCUAGAUGGACAAACAGCAUCGAGAGGCCUUAGCCCUGCUCCUUUCAAUUCUAUCCUGUAAAAAACAGGAGUCAGGAGCCGCUGGCAGGGGACAGCAUGUCACCUGGGACUCUGCCGGUGCAGAAUAUGAACAAUGCCAUGUUCUUGCAGAAAACGCUUAGCCUGAGUUUCAUAAGAGGUAAUCACCAGACAACUGCAGAAUGUAGAACACUGAGCAGGACAACUGACCUGUCUCAUUCACACAGUCCACGUCACCACAAAUCACACAGCAAAAAGGAGGAGAGAUAUUUUGGGUUCAAAAAAAGUAAAAAGAUAAUGUAGCUACAUUUCUUUAGUUAUUUUGAACCCCAAAUAUUUCCUCCUCUUUUUGUUGUUGUCAUUGAUUGUGGUGACAUGGACUUGUUUGUAGAGGACAGGUCAGCUGUCUGGCUCAAUGGUCUACAUUCUGAAGUUGUCUGAAAAUGUCUUCAUGAUGAAAUUCAGCCUAAACGUUUUGUCAAGAGCACUGCAGAGUCAAUACUGUGAGUUUCCAACCUCAGCCCAAAUGUGGGCAGAGAAGGUCUAGUUUGUCCAUCAGCAUUAUCAUGCUAUCAGGACUGGUUACUUGGUUAAGGAGGGGUCAAAGAGAUCUAUCCCUUUUAGAGACACCUUACUUAUAAUGAAGUAUUUGGGAAAGUGGUUUUUAAAAGUAUCAAUGUCUUGUAUUCCAAUGAUCAUCCUCUAAACAUUUUAUCGUUUAUUAAUCAUCCCUGCCUGUGUCUAUUAUUAUAUUCAUAUCUCCACACUGGAAAUUUUCUGUCUCAAUUUUUACUGUGCCUUUGUUUUCGCUAGUGUCUGUUGUUGAAAAAAAAACAUUCUCUGCCUGAGCUUUAAUUUUUGUCCGAAGUUAUUUUAAUCUAUACAAUUAAAAACUUUCGCCUAUCACUCUGGACUGUUGGAUUGUUUUUUACAUUCAGUGUUAUAAUCUUUUGUUAUGCUGAUUGGUUUUGGUGGGUACUGAUGCGAAUUAAUAAAAACAUUUUCAUUUC